UCUGUGAAGAUACGAAUAAUGUUGAAGAGGAGGAUGAUAGUUAUAAUAGAAACUAUGCUGACAGUUUUGAGAAGGAUAAUGGGAAUAGAGAAAGAAGAAGUAGAAGUUUAAUAUUGACAGAAUAUAAUAGUGAUUAUGAGAAGGAUGACGAUUAA
Funneliformis mosseae is the source of this 155-nucleotide messenger RNA. Lineage: Eukaryota; Fungi; Glomeromycota; Glomeromycetes; Glomerales; Glomeraceae. The record is from the annotation of a GenBank genome assembly.